GGACGGUGUAUCCGCGAUCAGGCACCAGUUGUUCUAUUCUCGAUAUCGAAUGUUUAUAUUGUGGAGCGUCCUCAGCCACGUCGCAGCAACAACCCGAAUAAAUCACAGGAGUAAAUAGUGGCAGUGAGACUGAAGUGCCCUGAUCUGCACGACGUCACCGUCGCUGUGUUUAUUACAGUCAAUCACACGCUCAACAUCAAGUUUGGCCGCUGCAAGUCCAAGUCGAGAAUAUCCAUACACUUGUCAACAGGCUGUUCGAGCCCGAUUCCAAGACCCUGAACAAUCGCUUGGCCCCGACAGUCUCUGUCUUUUCGUCAAUAACAUGUUCCUGUCCAAGUCCAUGCUAUCCUGACCGGCCACGUCGACAUGGCUCCUCCGAUUGAGAUCUCCAUACCCAAUACCACAGUCGCAGGCUCCUCAAAACCGUACACCCUCUACAACAUAUCAUUGCGGCUUCCGCUUCGCUCAUUUACUGUCCAGAAACGAUACUCCGACUUCGUGGUUCUACACAAUGGACUCACCGACCAAGUUGGCCAGCCGCCACCAGUCGCCCUUCCCCCGAAGUCCUGGUUCUCAAAAACAGUCGCCAAUCCCCAGUUGACAGAAGAGCGCAGGCAACAGUUGGAAAAGUACCUAAAGACCAUCAAUGAGAUAGACGAUUCACGGUGGCGCAUGACGAGCGUGUGGAGGGCCUUCCUCAAUCUUCCCAGCUCGUUUGCAAGUCAGACAUCAAGUAAAGCAGGGGCUCUGCAUUCGGUCAUUACUGGGCCAGCCCGUGGCGGCGCUCCUAUCACGGAUCCUGUUAUAUGGUUGGAUUGCUAUCGAGACUUAAAGACCCAUCUACAAGACGCCCGCUUGAACCUGACGAACCGCGAUCAAGCCUCGACUGCACAGAAACAACACGAAGCCAGUGCUGCGGCCAAGAGUAGUCUUGUCAAGGCGGGUUCGUUGAUAACUGCCCUUGAAGAGGGCCUGGUCAAUAUCCAAAAGGCAACAGAUGGCGAAUGGGGGGUCCAGAGACUCGGUGAUGGAGAAAUAAGGAGGAGGAAGGACUUGAUAGCAUCUGCAAAGAAGGACCGGGAUGGCCUUGAGAAUCUCCUGAAUGCGAUGGCCACCAAGUCAAAGCUAGAUAAUGCGGUUGCAUCUAUGCAAGAGACGCGGGAUCUUAUUGGGACCAAGCCCAAGGCUACUGGGCGAGUGCUGGGAAAAGAGACUGCAGAAACCCGAGAGCUGGACAAUCAAGGCGUAUUGCAGCUGCAAAAGCAGAAGAUGGCCGAACAAGAUCUGGAUGUAGAAGAACUGCGCAAGAUCGUGCAAAGGCAGAAAGAACUGGGCAUUGCUAUCAACCAAGAGCUCGAGGUGCAAAAUGAGAUGUUGAGAAUGGUUGACGAAGACGUCGAUCGUGUCCAGGGCAAGAUCAACAUUGCAAAGAGACGGAUAGGCAAGAUUUCUUAGUCAGGAUGAAAUCACAUAAUUCGUCAAUUGGGUAUCUUUAACUUUGCUCAUCUCGUCAGUCUACAUGUCCGAAUUUACUCCUUGAGGCUCAUGAAAGUGUCGGCAUCUGCCCGGUUCACGUCUGAAGAGGGAGAGACGUCGUCUGUAAUCAACCCCAGCUUGCUGACACGGAUUCGGUACCACAAAUCUGUGCGGUUACCACCCAAUUUCCCUGAGACGAGCUUCUUCUUCAACCCGCGCAGGAGAUCGUUGUACAAGCCUGGCUCCUCGAGGCCUACAACCUCCUCCCGAACCACAGAAAGGCCCUCUAAUACUCGAUCAUAGUUGACAUCGCCAAAACUCUUCGAAAUCCAGUCCUCCAUGAUGGAGCCCAUCUGCUUAACGGCAUCCUUGGCCACAUCCAUAUCGGUAGAGUACUCUAUCAUCUGCUUAAACUCGGG
Exophiala dermatitidis NIH/UT8656 is the source of this 1895-nucleotide messenger RNA. RefSeq lists its product as uncharacterized. The transcript has a single exon. Bases 367 to 1455 code for a protein of 362 amino acids. NCBI's taxonomy places the organism in Eukaryota, Fungi, Ascomycota, Eurotiomycetes, Chaetothyriales, Herpotrichiellaceae. Gene Ontology annotation, molecular function: phosphatidylinositol binding. Gene Ontology annotation, cellular component: intracellular membrane-bounded organelle. The record is from RefSeq and is a predicted model, not a curated record.